AUGGUGCGCUUUGCUGACGCGUACAUCGGCCGCUCCAAGUACGCCGUGUUGAUGGUGGCCGAGAAGCCCUCCAUCGCGGCAGCCCUGACAGAGGCGCUCUGCCCGCAGCGGAGCGGCGCGUCGAAGCGCAGGGCGACGUCGCCGUCCUCGCCGGUCCAUGAGUACAGCGGGACUUUUCUCCGUCAACCCGCCAGGUUUCGGGUCACUGCCACGACGGGCCACGUGUACUCCUUGGACUUCAGUCAGGAGUACAAUAACUGGGAGACGCACAGUCCAGACUCUCUGUUCAGCGCAACGACCGUCCGCACCUACGACGGCAGGGCGAACAUGCCUGCGCACAUAGCGGCUGAGGCCAAAGACUGCGACAUCUUGGUGCUCUGGCUCGACUGCGAUCGCGAAGGCGAGAACAUCUGCUUCGAGGUGCUUGAGUUAGCACUGCCGCACAUGCGGCCCGCGCCCGUUGGUGCCUUCCCGGACGCAUACAGGGGCUGCGUCUACCGUGCUAGGUUCUCGUCCCUGGCGCCACAGGAUCUGCAGGCCGCAAUGAUGCAGCUUGCGCAGCCCAACCGCGACGAAGCACUCUCCGUCGAUGCCCGGCAGGAGCUGGAUUUGCGAGUCGGGGUGGCUUUCUCGAGGCUACAGACCAUGUACUUCAGGAAGCACUUUGGGCGACAGCUGGGCAAGCAGAUGGUCACGUACGGGCCUUGCCAAAUACCGACUCUCUGGUUCUGCGUCCACCGGCACGUGGCCAUCGUUGACUUUGUACCGGAACCUUACUGGCAGCUUACUGCCACGGUGUCUGCAGGCCAGCGGAGUUUCCAAGCUCAGUGUGACCAGGGGAGGAUUUGGAACGAAACAGAGGCCCAGGCCUUACUCGGCUCGGUCGAGGCGACGACGGGAUCCCGAUCCCCGACGAGCCUCCGAUGCUGGUCCCAUGCCCAGCGGAAAGGUCCAGUGUGUCUCGGAGACCCAGGCCGCUGA
Symbiodinium sp. CCMP2456 is the source of this 981-nucleotide messenger RNA. The record is from the annotation of a GenBank genome assembly. NCBI's taxonomy places the organism in Eukaryota, Dinophyceae, Suessiales, Symbiodiniaceae.